AUGACUGAAGUCCCGCACAAAGCUACACUACCACACGGGACUCCAGAAGUCCUGCGCAUGGCGGAGGUCCCAUGCACAGCUAAAGUACCGAACGCGAACAUCAGCUUGAUGGCAGAAGUCCCGCGCAUGGCAGAAGUGCCGCCUGCAGCUAAACUACUGAAUGCGAAGGAAGUCCCGCACAUGCCUGAGGUCCCAAAUGUUCUGAAUGCGACAGAAGCCCCACCUAUCAACAAAGUCCCGGCCAUUACUAGAGGUGCGAAAGGUCGUAAAAUGGAUGGGAACAACGGUAAACAGAAUGAUGUUAACGUGGAAAAUAAGGGACAGGGCCAGAAACGACUGAGGGAGUUGGAUGACAAAGAAUCCAAAGCCAUUGAUAGGCCCGAACCUCGAUCCAGCAAAAAGGUUAAGGCAAAUGAGCCCUCUCCGAAAUCCAAACCUAGGCCCGUAGGAAGAUCCACCAGGACUGCCGAUCCAGUCAACAUUGCGGGACCUUCAAUGGCUGUCACUAGAUCCAAAGCUAAACUUCGGAAGUCCCGAAGGUAA
Molecule: messenger RNA, 543 nt
Organism: Laccaria bicolor S238N-H82
Lineage: Eukaryota; Fungi; Basidiomycota; Agaricomycetes; Agaricales; Hydnangiaceae
Exons: 1
Coding region: 1-543 (180 amino acids)
Source: RefSeq, a predicted model, not a curated record